Molecule: messenger RNA, 2133 nt
Organism: Leopardus geoffroyi (Geoffroy's cat)
Lineage: Eukaryota; Metazoa; Chordata; Mammalia; Carnivora; Felidae
Gene: C5AR2
Product: complement C5a receptor 2
Exons: 2
Coding region: 797-1849 (350 amino acids)
Biological process (GO): positive regulation of cytosolic calcium ion concentration; phospholipase C-activating G protein-coupled receptor signaling pathway; complement receptor mediated signaling pathway
Cellular component (GO): plasma membrane
Molecular function (GO): G protein-coupled receptor activity; complement component C5a receptor activity
Source: RefSeq, a predicted model, not a curated record
GUUCUCACGCCCACAUUCUCAGCCUCUGCGGCUGUGCUGGGAGGGAGGUUAAGGACCGCGAAGGUCAACAUCUUCCCAUUCUAAAGAUGGAAAACUGAGGCUCACAGGAGGGAUAGGAUUUGUUUGCGUUUUGUUGGCUCUGAGGCCUCAGGCCCUGUGUUUGGUGACCUUGGGCUUUUUGUGGGGACCUUGACCCUGAGCCGUCUCCCUCAGCGCCCACGGAAGGCGUGUUUAUCUGCCCUUGGGGAUCUGCGGAGGGAAGAGAGAGAGGGGCUGGGCACGCGGUUGGAGGCUGGGAGGCAGGGAGAGGGCAGUGAGCGCUUGGUGAGGGUGACCUCAGAGGGUCCCAUGGGAGAGUGAAUCUAGGCCCAGAUUCCCGCCCCCCCCACCCCGCCCCCCCAGGUCUUGAAGGUCAAACCACACGCAGGUGUGGCUUCCAGGAAUCGGUGACUGGUGACAUUGAUCCUGGGGUUGGUGACACGGGGUCAGCCCUCCACCCACCCGAGCCCUCUCCGGCUUCAUGCGCUGCCCGGUAAUUUUGGGAUAUGUGAGUCAUGGGAAGAGUACAAGACAAACACACCCCGGGGAGUAGGACAAGGCCACUCCUGUUUUUUCUGGCUGUGGAGAUCUGCUGGGGCCCGUGAGUCGGCGGUGCCCGGCGGCAUCCCGUGGGAGCCCUCGGCCAAGGGGACGGGCUUCCAGGAAUCCCCCCGGCUGCCAGACGCCCGGAGAGACCUCAGACCUCCCGGGUCCCGGCUGCGAGCCUGCCUCGUGCUUCAAGUGGCAUUGGGUCAAGAUGAGGGUCCUCUUACAAGAGACGGUGUCUGGGGCCUGGAUGGAGAACACGUCGGUCAGCUACGAGUAUGGGGAUUACGACGGGAUUCCGGACCUCCCCGUGGACUGCAUGGACGGCACCUGUGUCUCCAGCGACCGGCUGGGCGCCGCCCCGUUCCUGCUCUACGGGGCGGUCUUCCUGCUGGGCGUGCCGGGCAAUGCCGUGGUGGCCUGGGUGUCCAGGAAAGAGGCCCGCCACCGGGUCGGUGCCAGCUGGUUCCUCCACCUGGCCGUGGCGGAUCUGCUCUGCUGUUUGUCGCUCCCCAUGCUGGCGGUGCCCCUCGCCCGCGGGGGCGACUGGCCGUACGGGGCAGUGGGCUGUCGGGCCCUGUCCUCGGCCAUCCUGCUGUCCAUGUACGCCAGCGUGCUUCUCCUGGCCGCUCUCAGCGCGGACCUCUGCCUGCUGGCCCUCAGGCCCGGCUGGGGGGCCGCCGCCGGGCGGGCUCGUAGGGUGCAGGCAGCCCGCGCCGUCGCCUGGACGGUGGCCCUGUUGCUCACCGUGCCUUCGGCCAUCUAUCGCCGGCUGCACCAGGAGCAUUUCCCUCAACGCCUGGAAUGUGUAGUGGACUAUGGUGGGUCCGCCGCGGUCGAGAACACCGUGACCGCCACCCGCUUCGUCUUUGGCUUCCUGGGCCCCCUGGCGGUCGUGGCCGGCUGCCACGGUGCCCUUCUGUGCCGCGCGGCCCGACGCCGCUGGCCACUGGGCACGGCUGUCGUGGUGGGCUUCUUUGUGUGCUGGGCCCCCUACCACGUGCUGGGGCUGGUGCUCGCCGUGGCCGCCCCGCACUCCGCGCUCCUGGCCCGGGCCCUGCGGGCCGAACCCCUGGUCACCGGCCUGGCUCUGGCUCACAGCUGCCUCAACCCCAUGCUCUUCCUGUAUUUCGGGAGGACGCAACUGCGCAGGUCACUGCCGGCCGCGUGUCACUGGGCCCUGAAGGCGUCGCGGAGCAAGGAUGAAAGCGUGCUCAGCAAGAAAUCCACCAGCCACGACCUCGUGUCGGAGAUGGAGGUGUAGGCUAGAAGGAAACUGGUUUGUGUUCUUCUGUCCAAUUUCGCCAGGCUGGCUUCAGGCACGGCUGGAUCCAGGGGCUCAAUGAUAUCAUCACUGAUUUCUCUAUCCAUUCAACAUCCAUUCGUUAUGCACCUGCUAUGUGUAAGGCCCUAAUAUAGGCACUGAGGAAGUGGCAGUGACCAAAACAGACACAAACCCCUGCCCUCGGGGAGCUGGCAUUCUAGUGGACGAAGACCGACAGAAAGCAAGACAAUAUUCUCGUGGACGAAGACCGACAGAAAGCAAAG